AUGCCUUUAAUAAAAAGAAUUAGUAUAAAUAAUUUAAUUGCAUUCUGGCUUCUAGGAUUAUGUAAUAAUUUUGCUUAUGUUAUAAUGUUAUCAGCUGCAAAAGAUAUUUUAGAAAAGGAGACAAAAAAUGGAACUAGUAAUUAUAAUGAAACUUGUCCUAAGGAUGAAAAAGAUAUAAAAUGUACAAGUAUUUCAACUGGAUCUGUUUUGUUAGCUGAUAUCUUACCGACAUUAUUUAUAAAAUUAUUGGGACCAUUUUUUUUAAUGCAUAUAGCUUAUGAUAUACGCCAUAUCAUAGUUGUUUUUUUUCAAGCGUUAUCAUAUAUUAUUGUUGGUAUAUCAAAAUCAGUAGAAAUUGGUCUUAUUGGUGUAGUUUUUGCUAGUUUAGGAUCAGGAUUAGGAGAAAUUACCUAUCUAUCAUUAGCUUCACAUUUUUCUAAUAAUGUUAUCUCUGCAUAUUCCUCAGGAACAGGAGGUGCAGGAGUAGUUGGAGCAUUAGUUUAUGCUGCUAUGACUGAUCCAUAUUUAUUAAAUAUCUCUCCAAAUAAGACAUUAUUUUUUAUGACAAUUGUUCCACUUAUAUUUUUGAUUUGUUAUUCUAAACUUUUGAAAUGUCCUGAAAGUGCUAACCAAUUUGGAAUAUUUAAUAAUAUUGAUAAUUAUGAUUAUGAAUCUAUUCAAAAUGAAAUUGAUGAAGAAAUGGAUAAUGAAAAUGUCACAACAAGAAAUGAAGGUUCUGAAAAUGCUGUGACUCCAUUGUCAUAUGAAGAAAAAAAGAAAAUAAUUAUAUCUAUGCUUCAAUUCAUGUUACCUUUGGUUGUUGUAUACUAUGCAGAAUAUUUUAUUAAUCAAGGACUUUUGGAAUUAAUUUCAUUUACAUGUAAAAAAGGGUUUAAUCUUACAUUAUCUGCUCAAUAUCGCUGGUAUCAAGUUUUAUAUCAAAUUGGUGUUUUUGUUAGUAGAUCUUCACACAAAUUAUGUGUUGUCAAAAGUAAAUUUUUACCAAUAUUAUCAAUAAUUCAAAUAAUCAAUUUAAUUAUUUUUUAUUUUGAUGCAAAGAAUCAUUUUAUUGGUCAUAUAAUUAUUGUUAUGGCUUUAGUAUUAUUUGAAGGAACUAUAGGUGGAAAAGCAUAUGUAAGUACAUUUUCACAAAUUCAUGAAAAAACAACCAUACAAACGAGAGAAUUUAGUUUGACUUUUGUAGCAAUAUCUGAUUCUAUAGGAAUUGUUUUAGCCGGAUUUUCAGCAAUUCCUGUACAUAACUAUAUUUGUUCUCUAAAAUAG
Strongyloides ratti is the source of this 1284-nucleotide messenger RNA. RefSeq names its product Battenin. The record is from RefSeq and is a predicted model, not a curated record. The coding region runs from base 1 to 1284 and encodes 427 amino acids. Gene Ontology annotation, biological process: regulation of intracellular pH; lysosome organization. The transcript is spliced from 2 exons. Gene Ontology annotation, cellular component: membrane; lysosome. NCBI's taxonomy places the organism in Eukaryota, Metazoa, Nematoda, Chromadorea, Rhabditida, Strongyloididae.